CGUGUCUGUGCACCAAUAGGAAGCCGGGGAUGCCUCGCACGUGCACACAAUUGGCUUAAAAUAAAGAGCUGUGCGUCCUGUUCCUGCGGUGAUUGAUUGGUGAAGGUUUGUGGAAAACAUGAAUCCGGAGCUGCGGGUGUGAAGGCAGCCUGCGGGGUCUGAAGGCAGACGAUGCAGCAGAAUGGAGCUCCCUCUUUUCUGCGGUGUUUGUGUGCGGGAUUAGCCGCUACUUAGCCGUGUGUGUGUGUGUGUGUGUGUGUGUGUGUGUGUGUGUGUGUAGACGCAGGGCGCAGCGAGACGCCAGUCAGGUGGAUGCGUCUGCAGUGAUCCAGGUCGCCCCUAUGGAUCGCGUCCAUGGAUGUCUUCAAACCCGCUUUGGACAGUAGUUUGAGUCCCAAGGCGUGCGUCCCCUCGUCUGAAGAAGCUGACGUGUUCCGCUGGCCCCCCCCGGAGGAUGGAAGCAGCGCCGCCAAGGACCCGCUCCCCCCCGGAGCAUCGGGCUUCUGGACGGCCGUGUUCGACUAUGAAGCGACUGCGGAGGACGAGCUCAGCCUGCGGAGGGGAGACCUGGUGGAGGUCCUGUCCAAAGACUCCCUGGUGUCCGGGGAUGAGGGCUGGUGGACCGGCAUGAUCGCGGACCGGGUGGGCAUCUUCCCCUCUAAUUAUGUGAGCAAAGGGAACGGCAUACCGGAGGAGAUCCGGGACACUCCGGAGCAGCAGUACUCAGUGCCUCCUCUACACCUCCUGGAGAUCGAUUUCUCCGAGCUGACCCUGGAGGAGAUCAUCGGCGUGGGCGGGUUUGGAAAAGUCUACCGUGCGGUGUGGCGGGGCUUCGAGGUGGCCGUGAAGGCGGCGCGACGGGACCCCGAUGAAGACCCCGAGCAGACUCUGGAGAGCGUGCGUCAGGAGGCCAAACUGUUCGCCAUGCUCAACCACCAAAACAUCAUGGCCCUGCUGGGGGUGUGUCUGCUGGAGCCCAACCUGUGCCUGGUCAUGGAGUUUGCCCGGGGUGGCGCCCUCAACCGCGCCCUCGCUGGGAAACGCAUCCCGCCGUGCACGCUGGUGGACUGGGCCGUGCAGAUCGCCCGCGGGAUGCUCUACCUCCACAGCCAGGCCAUCGUCCCCAUCAUCCACCGAGACCUCAAGUCCAGCAACAUCCUGAUCCUGGAGCGGGUGGAGAUGGAAGACCUGAGCCACAAGACCCUGAAGAUCACAGACUUUGGAUUGGCGCGGGAGUGGCAUCGCACCACCAAGAUGAGCGCCGCCGGCACCUACGCCUGGAUGGCGCCCGAAGUCAUCCGCUCGUCCACGUUCUCCAAGGGGAGCGACAUUUGGAGCUAUGGCGUGCUGCUGUGGGAGCUGCUGACAGGAGAAGUUCCGUUUCGGGGAAUCGACAGUCUCGCCGUGGCCUAUGGGGUCGCCAUGAACAAGCUGGCUCUGCCCAUCCCCUCCACCUGUCCUGAACCUUUUGCACGCCUGAUGGAGGAGUGCUGGAGCUCGGACCCUCACUCCCGGCCUCAGUUCACAGCGAUCCUGGACCAGCUGACGUCCAUCGAGGAGUCGGGCUUCUUUGAGAUGCCAGCAGAGUCUUUCCACUCGCUGCAGGACGACUGGAAGCUGGAGAUCCAGGAAAUGUUCGACCAGCUGAGGACCAAGGAGAAGGAGCUGCGCUCGUGGGAGGAGGAGCUGACCCAAGCGGCGCUGCAGCAGAAGUGCCAGGAGGAGGCGCUGAGGAGGCGCGAGCAGGAGCUGGCCGAGCGCGAGAUCCACAUCCUGGAGCGAGAGCUCAACAUCAUCAUCCACCAGCUGUACCAGGAGAAGCCUCACGUGGAGAGCAGGCAGGGCAAGUUCCGCCGCAACCGCCUUAAACUGAAGGACGGGAACAGGAUCAGCCUGCCCUCAGAUUUUCAGCACAAAAUCACGGUGCAGGCGUCUCCCUCUCACGAUCGGAGGCGGAGUCUGCUCAGCAGUAGUUCCAGUCCGCCGUCGAGCCCGGCCAUGCUGCCCCGCCUCCGAGCCAUCCAGCUCACUCCAGGUGAGGGCUGCACGGCGUGGGGUCGCGGUGGUGCGAGUGUCCUGCAGGACGAAGACGAGGCCGAGAGGAAGGGGUCCAGAAAGAAGGGCAGGACUCGGGGGGGCGGCCCGUACAGAGAGCACAGCGCUGAUGCAAGUGUGAAGCCUCCCCACGAGGGCAGCAGGCAGCGCUCCUGCAGCGCCCCAAACCUCCGCAGGUCUCCCAGACACAGUCCAGCCGUGCCCGGGGUGCCGAGCCUCGUGGAGAUGGAAAAUGAAGACUGCUGCUUCAGCACGGAGCCGGGAGCCCCCCCUGGUCAGACCUACCUCUGCCUCCCCUUCCAGAAAGACUCCCACCCUGCUGCUGCUGCUGCUGCUGACGCCGAUGGAGACGAGUACGGACCCGGGGGUCAGGUCCCAGGUACCCCGCCCUGCAGGAAGAGCCCGGGCGGGGGCCGGCGGUCUGAGCUGGUCCUGCUGGGUUGUGGCGCUCUGCUGGCCGCCGUGGGACUCGGCUGUAACCUGCUCGCCGCGGCCCAGCCGGAGGAGAGCGUCAAAUCCCGAUGGGAGAGUUUCUUCCACCGAGGGGGGGGCCAGAGGCGGAGCACCAGCCCUCAGACUCGCAGACUGUUCCGGCGGGAGAGCCCGCUGAAGCCCCCGGCGCCCUCGCUGCCCUCCUCCUACACGUUGCUGUCCUUAUCCUCCGUGUCCGACUGCAACUCCACGCGCUCGCUGAUCCGCUCGGACAGCGAGGAGCUGGUGGUGUACCGCCCGGCCUCGACGCCCGUGACUCAAACGCCGGUCAACCCGCUGGUCAACACCCACCUGGAGAGCUUCAAGAGGAACCCGCGCCAGUCCCUCACGCCCACCCACGUUCCCUCCGCCCCCCCGAGCUCCUCGCGCGGCCUGAGACGAACGCCGUCAGACGGAGCCAUCAAGAAGAGCUGCCUCGCCAACAACCUGGAACCUUUACCUGAGAAGACGGCGUUGGAGAACACGGGUGUCUUCAGAGGUUUCAAAGAGGACUGUCGUGAAGUCCCCCGCCUCCCCGAUCCAAACAUCGUGUUCCCUCCGACUCCUCGCCGUCGCUGUGCUCCUGAACGCCCCAAAACCCUCGACUUUGUGGCCCGGCCUCGGCCCUCCCCGCGGGCGCGCUGUGACGUGUUCUGGGGGGAGGCGAGGCCGCGGGGAAACGGACUAAACCCGGGUAACGGCGAUUCCCCUGCCCACACGUCCAGCACGGAGACGCCUCCGACCGUGGAGUUUGGCGGUGACCCGGCGGCGCUGCGUACCCCGAUGGAGGCCCCGACGCCGUACUCCCCCCGUAAGAAGGAGAACCUGCUGGAUCAGUCGGACGAGGGUCAGUGUCGGGAUGGGACGGUCCCGCUCAGCUUCCCCAAAGACUCGCCGUACCGCUACAGACCGGGAUUCUGGUCCUGACUCGGCGCCCGAGAGAGAUCCGGCGCCGCAGAUCAGACCGUAACGUGGUCGGUUCAUCGUCACUUAAACACAGGAAGUCAUCGUCCCAGAACGUUUCCACCUCCUGACGUUUGCUGCAUCACUUUUCAUGAUUU
Molecule: messenger RNA, 3587 nt
Organism: Labrus mixtus (cuckoo wrasse)
Lineage: Eukaryota; Metazoa; Chordata; Actinopteri; Labriformes; Labridae
Gene: map3k9
Product: mitogen-activated protein kinase kinase kinase 9
Exons: 11
Coding region: 355-3453 (1032 amino acids)
Biological process (GO): protein phosphorylation
Molecular function (GO): ATP binding; protein binding; JUN kinase kinase kinase activity
Source: RefSeq, a predicted model, not a curated record